GCAAAACAAAGCCAAUUUUCUUUCUAGCUAGAACACCAUAUGAUGGAGGUUUCCUUGUACACAAACCCCAGGAUUCCAAGAGUUAGGGUUUUUUCUCCGAAUACUAGAGUGAUCAUCAAAACUACGAACAGAGUCUCGUGCAGGGUUAAGGAAGCGACCAUCUCCACGCAGGGCAAGAAGGUGAACUUCUACGACGUGCUUUCCUUGGGGUCCAAGAAUGUGGGGCUGGACGAGAUCAGGAAGGCGUACAGGUUGAUGGCGCUUCAGUUCCAUCCCGACGUGUGCCCUCCCACAGUGAAGGAAGAGUCCACCAGGCGGUUCGUCGAGCUCCAGAAGGCUUACGAGACGCUCUCCGAUCCUGUCUCCCGAGAGUGGCAUGACUACGAGCUGGGUCUAAUCGAGUCGGUCAGGUUCCCAGGCAGAGGAGCUAUUAAUCACCGCGUAGGGAACAGGAGAUGCUCAAGGGAAGUGUGGGAGGACCAGCUCUCACAAUUGAGGCAAAGAUCUCUUCUCCGCAUGCAGAGGAAAAAUAAUAAUAAGCACUGAUGUAUAAUUUUACAUAGUCAUGUCCUCAGACCAUUCCCCUCUGCACAAAUUCAAAUAUAUUAACUUAAUUGUUUCAUUUUUUUUUUUGGGAUAAAUAUUUCGGUUCAAUAUUUGUAGAAUUUCACGAUCUAUUUUAUAUGUUUCAGAAAGCCUUGUGGUUUUACAGCUCUUGGCCCUACAGAUUCAUGAGCUAAGAAUGAUUUUCGAGCCAUCGACAACGUUAUGGUCAGGUCAGACGAACGAAUGUACAUUAUUCCACAUGAGAUCGAGAAUUAUCCCUUGUGAAAUUUCAUGCAAUGCACAAUUUUGGGUUGUUUUCUGGCCGCUCGACAAAAUAAAAGUUUUCAACCCUUUUUAUUCAGUCCAAAAGGGCACACGAAAUAAUCACCUUGCAGAUAGAAUUGAAGAUAUUAGGAAUGAGCAUAUAACAUAUAUUCUCCGAACCGAAACAUAGGGUCAUGAAUUUCCAACCUAGACAUGGUCCUCUAUCCGAUAACAAAUACGGAACCAAAGGCCAAGUUGAUAAACUAUAACAAUCCCAAAUCAUUCCCUCGUUUAACAACCUUAAUAUUCCAUCCUAAAUAAUCAGUUUCAUAAUCAGAGAUGUUCUUUCAUGACAGCGUGAUUAACGAGUUGAGCCCACUGAGCUGUGUCUUCGCUGAAAGAGGAUAUCAAUCUCGUACGCUUCUACAGCUCACCAGCAAAAUAGACCAUCUUGAUCUCUCUCUCGCUUCUGCAGCUUACAUUGGACAGCUUUGGGGAAGAAGAGCUUUUGCUCUCCAUUGGUCAGUACAGCCCACGAUCUGCCACUCUGGAACCGUUACAAGCUGGUGAACCCUCAUUACUUGAGGGCCAUGCUCCCUGAGCUGCUGCGUCUCCAAAAGCUCGGAAGUCGAGUCUGCCCUGUCUCUUACUGUUAUCCGCCAGCUAUGGGACGUCAAUUCCCAUCUAGAAGAGAGCCCCUUGUCUUAAAAAUGCCAAUGGAAUUUGUUUCUUAGCUUUUAGGCUGUAAUGCUUCUGUUGGGUUCCUUAGGGUAGGUGAUGUUAUAUUCAUAGUUCCCAACCACCAACUGUUUGUUCCACAACUUCUGAAAAGCGUUCUGCUUGGGGUUCUGCUUUGUUUGAUGUUUGCUCAAAUGUAUAGUAACAAUGGUGAUUAGCAUAAUAGAGAGCGGAUCUUCGCUGUUUUAUUUGCCAA
Messenger RNA from Punica granatum (pomegranate), 1744 nucleotides. The record is from RefSeq and is a predicted model, not a curated record. NCBI's taxonomy places the organism in Eukaryota, Viridiplantae, Streptophyta, Magnoliopsida, Myrtales, Lythraceae.